Molecule: messenger RNA, 582 nt
Organism: Arvicola amphibius (Eurasian water vole)
Lineage: Eukaryota; Metazoa; Chordata; Mammalia; Rodentia; Cricetidae
Product: carcinoembryonic antigen-related cell adhesion molecule 3-like
Exons: 2
Coding region: 1-582 (193 amino acids)
Biological process (GO): signal transduction; regulation of immune system process
Cellular component (GO): plasma membrane; cell surface
Molecular function (GO): protein tyrosine kinase binding
Source: RefSeq, a predicted model, not a curated record
AUGGCUGCCUUCAAGAACCUUUUGGCUCUCCGACGUCUACUACCCAGGAAACCAAUUGUGUUUGGACCUGCAUACAGUGGCAGGGAGACAUUGAACAGUGAUGGGUCCCUGCUGCUUCACAGUGUCAGUCAGAAAGACCGUGGAUUGUACACACUACGACUUCUGAGAUCAUACGGUACAAGUGAAGACGUACAAGUGCAGCUCCAGGUGGACAGUUCCCUUUCUGUGUUCUGUAAUGCUCUCACUUCUUCCCGACUCAUGAUCCAACCGGUGCUUCGGUAUGUUGCUGAAGGUGAAGACGUGCUUCUCCAAGUUCAUAAUCUUCCAGAAGAAGCUCUACUAUUUUCCUGGCACAAAUCAAACAAUGGGAGCCCAGCCCGUAAACUUGUAGUAUACAACAGAGACAAACCUUCUAUCUCCUGGGGGCCUGCACAGAGAAUAAGAGGGAAGGUGUUCAAAACUGGAUCCCUGCUGCUCCAGGAUGUCAUUGAGAGUGAUGCAGGGAUGUACACACUGGAAGUUUUAAACAAAGAUUCCAAAAUUGAAAGAGCAAAUGUGGAGUUUUAUGUAAAGAGUAAGUGA